CGAAUCAUGUAGAAGUCUUAUGUCAUCAACAGGACUACUCGCAAUGUGGCAAAUGCGAUCUCUAUCCCGUACUUCAUUACCUCCGACUCUAGGAAAGUCAGCUGCGCUGAUUUAAGACUUGCCGUGAUAUUGUUCUUAUGCCUUGCCUUGUUUAUGGGACCAAGUUUGGCUCUUACUCUCGGUUUGCUGCUGCUGUGAUUUUGCGUAGGCGUGGUCACAGUCAGAUUAUUCUUUCUGCAGGUUACCGUUUCCAUGGUGAUGAGGCAAUUGAAGUUUAGGAUUUGUGGCCUCAGACAAAAGAGAAAGUUAUUUCUGGAAGGUGAGCUGAGGGUCUCAUUCUUUAUGGUUUCUAUGACGAUCAAAGACCGAAGAGCGCACAGUAUUUAAGACCAGAUACAAGGCAGCGAUCAACAGUUAGCGGUUGUGUGGUUGCAUACAUGCAGUAUCGUCUACGGUUACCACAGUGAUCUAGUAUGCGACUUCAAAACAUGCAGUUUGUUUUGCGACUGGUUCUAACGUGUGUGUGUUCAUGUUGGAUAAGUGCUGUUCCCAUUCCACAACAAGAUGUUUAUGCGGUAUCUACGUCCAUCGCCGUUGAACAAGUCGAUGACUCUCCAAGUUCACAGACGACACAAAAUCAAGAUGUCGUCGCAUCUACCUCUCAACCUGAUCCCACACAGUCGAGUAUUUCUGUGAAUUACCAAGAAUCACAAUCAUUAAAUACGCCACACCGUCUCUCUCAUGCACGUUUAUGGCCAACAAUCAAAUCACCAGUACGCCCUACCGCACCGCUGCCGUUCGUGGAAGUACGUAACCAGAGUUUGAGAGAGAGGAGGAACGUACCGCUGGAUGAAACGACAAACCAGGAAAGUGGCGGCACGAGAAACGAACGUGAAGUCGACUCGACAUGCAGUGGCAACAUGACUACACCGUGGCAGGUUGGCCUGAUGAUGGAGACGACGGAUAACAACGAGAAAGAGAGACAGUGUGGUGGCGUGUUGAUCCACAAACAUUGGGUUUUGACUGCAGCACAUUGUGUUGUAAACACAAUUAGAACAUUCGUCAGCAUCGGAUCCACAAACUAUCUGGCCGGAUUUCUUGGCACAGAAGGACAGAAGACGACAGUCAAUGACACGAUCAUACACGAACACUACAGACCGGCAGAUAAAGACAAUAGAAUACCCAAACACGACAUCGCUCUUCUGCGUCUAUCACAAGACGUGGUACUUGGUCGUCAUGUGGCUGUCGCACAGAUUCCUCCGCGUAACAGUUCUCUUACAAAAGGUGGCACAUCAAUGAUUAUUUCGGGUUGGGGAAGAACCAGAGACAACCCACUCUUUCGUGAACGGCUGCGAUGCGCCCUCGUUCCUGUUGUUGCGCACGACGAUUGCGUUGCCGCGUACAAAAACUUAGAAAAACCAGUGAAUAUCCGACAGAGUCAAAUGUGUACUAGCUAUUCGUCUAGUGGAGAUGGUCCUUGUAACGGAGACAGUGGGGGUGGGUUGGUUCAUCGUGGAUCCGACGAACAGAAGACUGUCGUUGGAAUCAUUAGCUGGUCAAAGGGAUGCGGCGAGCACUAUACUGUUUACACAAACGUGCAGAAGUACAGACCGUGGUUGUUGAGAAAUGUUCCCGAACUGACAAGAAAACAUCCGGAAGACUAGGAUAAACUCAAUUUUUAGUAUUUCAUACAAUCUUUUACAGUAUUUAAAACAAACACAUGUAUAGUCUGACUGUUUAUACGUCAUAUUAUAGAUUUUGUUUUCUAUAGAGAGUUAAUUAAUUAAAGCCUGUAAAUUGACAACAGCUGGACGAGGAAUG
Messenger RNA from Corticium candelabrum, 1821 nucleotides. RefSeq names its product serine protease 1-like. Gene Ontology annotation, biological process: proteolysis. Gene Ontology annotation, molecular function: serine-type endopeptidase activity. The record is from RefSeq and is a predicted model, not a curated record. NCBI's taxonomy places the organism in Eukaryota, Metazoa, Porifera, Homoscleromorpha, Homosclerophorida, Plakinidae. The transcript has 3 exons. Bases 474 to 1664 code for a protein of 396 amino acids.